Messenger RNA from Plasmodium vinckei vinckei, 1791 nucleotides. RefSeq names its product 30S ribosomal protein S9, putative. Gene Ontology annotation, biological process: translation. Gene Ontology annotation, cellular component: ribosome; mitochondrial small ribosomal subunit. The transcript has a single exon. Gene Ontology annotation, molecular function: structural constituent of ribosome; RNA binding. The record is from RefSeq and is a predicted model, not a curated record. Lineage: Eukaryota; Apicomplexa; Aconoidasida; Haemosporida; Plasmodiidae. The coding region runs from base 1 to 1791 and encodes 596 amino acids.
AUGUUUUUAAAUCAUGUAAAUAGGAAUAAUACGAUAUUUAUAUUUAUUUGCAUAUUUUUUUAUUAUACAAUUUUUUAUCAUAUAUUACAAAAUGUGGUAUGUAAAAGAGUGAGCAAGCCAAAUAAUUUUUUUCCUAUUGCUAAUAUAGAACAUGGGGGGGAUAGUAAAUUAUUAAAGACAUGGAGUAAUAGAAAAAAAUGGAAAAAUGAAAACAAAAAAGGUGAAAGUGUAUUAUAUAAUGUAAGCAAAAUAUCAAUGAACAAGUUGGGAAACACUUUCUUCCUAUUUAACAACCCGAUUAAUAUUACUACAUGUACAAACAGGAGAAAAAAAAAUAGCUUUUUAAUUUUUAAAAAAAAAAAAGAUAAAGGAGAUUCAGGAGCAAAUGUGAAAAAAAAACCAAAGAAAGUAUUUACAGAAGAAGAAAUAGAAGAAUUAAGAAGGAAAGCCAAAGAAAAGUUGCAACCAAAAAAGGAAGACACUACAACAAGUAAAGGAGGGAAAAGAGGUAAAAAAAAAAAAAGUGAUGAUACCUCAAAAGAUAAAAGUAAAGAAACAGAUGAAAAUGAAGAACUUGAAAAGAGUGAUAAAUUAAAAGAAGAUGAAAUAAAAACAGAAACAAUUGAACAUAUAAAAAGUAGAGAUGAUUUUGAAAAAAUUGUUGGGUCAACAAGUGAUAUUAUAAGUGAAAAGGAAAUAGAAUAUUUACAUAAAAUAAGUAAUAAAGAUGAUGAAUUAUUAAAUUAUGAUAAGAGAGAAAAACAUAUUGAAUUAAAUUAUGAAGAUACUAUAUUUGAUGAAGGGAAUUAUAUGCAAAAUUAUGUAAACAAUAUAAGUAAAUUUCGUUUUGAUAUAUUUAAUAUAAAUAAUAAAAAUGAAUUUGAUAGAAUAACAAAAUAUUUAAAUUAUGAAUAUAUAGAACAUAUACCUAUAGAUAUACCAACAGAUAAAAAUUAUAACAUUGAAUUAAAAACAUAUUUUUAUGAAAUAGUAUGUGAUUUGAUUAGACAAAAUAAAGACAGAUUUUGUCAUGAAGAUAUGGAAAUAGAUAAUAUUGAGAAUGACGAAAAAGAAGAGGAUGAAAAUGUUUAUAAAAUUGAAGCAAAAAAAGGUAAAAUAAAUAAUAUCGAUGAAGAAAGUGAUAAUAAUAAAACAUUAAAUAAUUUUUUAAAAGAAAAUAAAAAAGAAAACAGAUCGGAUGAAAAUAAAAAUUAUGAAAUAAGUAGUCAAAAUGAUAAUAUAAUGAAAAUAAUAAAACCAACAGAUCAAGAUAUAAUGAAUAAAUAUAUGUCUAUAGAUUUAUAUAAUAUAUUAUGUGAUAUUAAAGAAGAAUAUGAUUAUAUGUUUAAUAAUGGUGGACUAGCCAAAUUCUCAUUUGAUGAAAAUAGAAAAGUUAAUAAAGAAAAAUUAAUUUUUUCAGGAAAAAAAAAAAGAGCUAUAGCUACUGUUUUUUUACAAAAAGGAAAUAAUCAUUUAAUAAUAAAUAAUAGAGAUGGGUAUCAAUAUUUACAAUAUCAAAUUUUUAAUAUAAAUAAAAUAUUUAGUCCAUUAUUACAUUUAUGUAUGAAUAGAAAUUUUAAUGUUGUAGCACAUGUUGAAGGGGGUGGUUUAACUGGACAAAGUGUUGCAAUUUUUCAUGCCUUAGUUAAAUAUAUUGUUUAUAAUUUUUCCUUAAAAAUUAAACCUUUUUUCCGAUCCUUUAAAUUUAUGACCGUUGAUAGUAGAAAAGUUGAGAGGAAGAAAUAUGGUUUGAAGAAAGCCCGAAAGAAAAAGCAAUAUAGUAAAAGAUAA